CGGCCCAGCAGAUUGGAGGACGCGGAUUCUGGCGGUGUGAUGCCUAACCACCCAAGACGAGAUCAAGGGUCGGGAGCAAAGAGGUGGGAAAGAAGAGCGAAGGAGCAGACGGACGGGCUGGAGGAUGGGGGAGGCAGGAUGAAUAAAUACAAGUUCGAAGGGGCAGGGGAUGACGAGCCGGCCGGGGGGCACAGCAGACAGUGAGGCGAUUGCAUGGCGGAUGAAGAGAGCAGGCAAAAGAAAAAGUAAAAAGCGCCGGAUUGGGAAGAGGCUGGGCUGCGCGAUGCUUGCCAAUGAGCGUCUGGAUGGGCGCCGGUCAGCAGUUGAUAUUAAUUGCUCCCUCGUCACCAUGGCACCCCAGCGUGGCACAGACGCCGUCCCCGACUGCCCUUCAGCCGCACUGGGAGCCUGGAGAAGACUUUUGGCUCCCCAUCAUAUCAUGAAGCAUCACUGGCAUGUUGCCCGUGGAUCGGCAGCUGAUCGGUCACCGACAUUUGCCAGUGCGCGUGUCUCAUGCGCUGUCCAGAUGCCAGAUGCCAGGAGAGCCCGCGGACUAGACUGGCCGAUCCCGCUGGGGUUGGGGACGGUUACGGCGCACCGAAGAAUUGGAAUGGGCGCCCAGUGACACUCUCCAACCAGUAGCAUCUCGCGAGGGAGUCAUGGAGGAAAGAUGUGAAUCAUCCUAGGCAGCAGGCCCCUCUCGUAUCCUGCCAGGAUCCCCCGUCGUCAAUGCGACCAGAGCUAGGCCUGCAGCUUGCCCACAGCCCAAGCCAGUGCAAAGUGCCUUAUCAAACACCUUUCAUCCCUG
Messenger RNA from Aspergillus ibericus CBS 121593, 808 nucleotides. RefSeq lists its product as uncharacterized. The transcript has a single exon. The record is from RefSeq and is a predicted model, not a curated record. Lineage: Eukaryota; Fungi; Ascomycota; Eurotiomycetes; Eurotiales; Aspergillaceae. Bases 170 to 625 code for a protein of 151 amino acids.